GGGCUAUAAGCCGUCUAGCUGCAUGCCCAGCCGGCUAUUGUAGAGUUUUAUGACUGCCUGCUAUAUGAGGUUUCUCCCUCUCCUCUAAGAGCAGCUUCAGUCGUGGGAGAGUCUUCCAGACUGAGAGGAGGCCCGGCUCUCAGCUAGAAAUCCGAACUGUACAGAUACACUGUGGAUAUGAUCCAUUACCUUCUGCUUUAGUUUUGGAAUACUAGGAUUUAUAUUUCGAGUAUCGGGUAAGUCCAUUUAUCAAUGUGGAUUUGUCCUUUUUGUGCCUUGUUGCACCGGCUUCGUGUGUACAAAACAGUUGUACUUUCUCAAUACAGACGAUUUUUGGACACUUGGUGACGGGACUGAUGACCACGUUGCAUUACGAAUUGGCUGAUUGUGUUUCACUUGAGGCCCGGAUCGACUGUCGAGUGGUUUAGGUAGUUUCAUGUUGUUGGGGUCCAUUUCUAACUCUGCAACAUGAAACUGUCUUAAUUGCCGCAGUUCCACACAUCAAAACCAAAAGGGAAGCAAAUCGGGGACAUAACGAUGAUGGGAUUUGAUGAAAAUUGUGUUUUGGAAGCAUGUUCUAAAACUCCCUGGUUUAUAAACCGAGGAAAGUUGACUGGCUAUUGUGUAGGCUAUAUUCUUAUCCUGUCUCCUGCAAUGUUUUCUUUAGACUUCUCUACUUGAAAUUCGUCGUUAAAAUAAGCCCACGCCAAUGUGUGCUGAAUCUAAACGUGAUCAAAGCAGAGCUGCAGUAUGCGUCGUGGACUUGGGAUUAGGGUUAAACCGUGAGUGUUUUCCGUGAUAGCAGUGACGCAGACACGCCAGACAAGGCCUCGGUUACGACCACUGCAGUGGAGGGGAAGGGGAAGGUGAAUUGGGCAACAGCGACCUCCGUGGGCAAUGAGACCGGAUGCUUCCGCUGCGCAAUAGUGGCUCAGACAAAAGGAGGGGAAGGGCUUUAUGGCGAUAUUUAGAUCCGCCAGACAGGCUGUUAUCUGCAGAGGCAAAAGAAGUGAAUAGCCCCUGCGGUAAACUGGGUGAAAAAAACACCCUGAUUUAGGUUUACAGCCUGAGAGCCAUUGGCAAAGUGGCGUCUUUUCCUCCUCUGAAGGUGUUUGUCUAUUCUAACUUGUAGUGCACAAAUAGGAGGACAGCCGCUCCUUUGCCCCCUCGGCUUGUUUGAUCUCUGCUGGCCAAAUAAAGUGCAACUACCAUUGAGGUGAUAGCUUGCAACCAGAAUGCACAUUAUGGACAGCUUGCGCCUUUGCUUCUCUACUAAAUGCAAUAGUAAUGCAAUAGUAAGAACUGAGUAGGGAGUAUUCCUGCGUGUUGAAUUGUCUGUGGCCUUGUGGGGUGUUGGCCAAGCCUUUCGUUUAUUUGCUGGUGAUAAAUAAAAGCCGCAGCGUAAUGUGUGAGAACUCAAGGUUGCUGUUUUGUAGACGUAAUCUGCAAUAUGGAGUUAGGUUUAGGAUAUUGUGGACGCUUAUAAGCAUUUAGUAAAAAAAUCUGCAUUGAGAUUCAGUUAUUAAUGCUUUCUGAAAUAUACAUACAUUCUCAAUAUUUUAUUAUUGUGAUACAAUGUUUUUAGCUAAAUGCAUGUGCCAGUUGACAUAUGAAUUUUCCACAAAUACAAAGUUAAUAUGUAUGCAUUCAUUUAAUUAUGUUUUAUGUUAACGCUUCUUGCGUGCGAUGUCCUUAAUAUGAAUUAAUUCAAUUGAAUAUGCGUGUUAGCAUUUUAUAAUCUCAAUCUCUAGUACUCAUAUUUUAAAUAUGCUCUUGUCUCCUGGUGCUCGCCACUGCUCGCACCAUUUCGUUUUAAAAGGGGAAAACCACAAGCACCACAUUACGCAUAUUCUUAGCUAUAUUACACCGAGGCACAUGCCUGCAAGCAGGCAUUGCAGUUAAUUUGUUGUUGGCGGUGAUGAUGGCGACGUACAAGCCUAUACAAAUUAUAACGGCUGUGUGAAUAAUAAACGCUUUAAACGGUGGGUUAAACUACGAGAAACUAUGAGCCAUUAAUGGUAUUUGGAAAAUAUUCAAUAAAUAUUUGAGUAUCACAAGUUAAUUCUGUGGGUCAAAACUACAUUUUCACCACAUUUAUUCCGUUUCCCUUAGUCAUUUUAAUUAAUCGUAUACUAUAUUUAUAUUUUCCAUGUUGUGACAAUUGAAACCCAACUAUUGUUUCAGAAUUAAUAUGUAGUCAUAAGCUAUCCCGUAAAUGUUAUUUUUUAUUUUUUAUUUUACGCCAGUUGUUUUACACCGUAAUUAUUGCCAAACGAACAAGACAAACUGCUUGGUUUUCUCUUUUGUUAAUUUGAUUGAAAAUUUCUAAAUAAAAUCUUUCCCAUUUUAAAGAAAUAAUGAUGCUGAUUGAGUUAUUCUUCCGACUAUGAGAAAUGUACAUAGAUCUGCAUUAUCCUCGGUAAGACUGUAAGUAAUGUGGAUUAUUAGAUGUUAAAGCCACAACAUAUACGUGAAGUAGAAUUUCAACUAAAAGCUAAAUCACGAAAUACGGUUAUUGAAAUAUCAGCCCAGACACACAUUAUGCUUAUAUGUUUUAAACAGCAUAGGUCCACAAACGAACUAUCGUAUUUAGAAAUGUUAAACUGAAAAUAACAGUCUUAGCCGCCUAAUGUUAGAUAUUACCGCAUAUAUUUUAGUGCGUCAGUCUGUACAAUUGUUUAACGUGUGAAGCUGAAAAAAGGGAAGUAUACGGACGUUAGAAUAUGUCUCACACAGCCGAAAAAGAACAAAUAAAGAAAAUGUAAUUGUGGUUAUUUGAGAUCCAGACUUUGUUUCAGAUUUGAGCUUCUUCAAUAUAGCGGUGGUUACAAUGUGUUUUGGUGAACAGCAAUGGCAGGGUGCUUACGUGUCCUAUAAAGAACCUCGUAAAAUAGGGCCUCCAAAAAACACACUGCAUCAUUUUGGAUAACCAAAUGUAAUUUCAUCAGCAGCAGUUGGCUAAGGUACUGUAAAACACCUUUUUCAUUCAGUUAUUCACAUUUUCCGUCUAGCAGAUCUAAAUAAUAUCCUGGUAAUUCUUAGCUUUAAAACUAAAGGUUGUUAUAGGAAAACGGGUGAGUAUUUAAUGACCAAAGAGAUUGAUUUAUCCUUUAUUGUUCAGCCUUUAUGAUCACGUGUGUCUGCUACCCAAUGGCAUGGCAGCCUGUCUCCCCAUUACAAGCCCACUGUAGUUCUCUGUGGGGCCAAGUUGCUACUUGAUUUCUCCACAUUGUUAUUUUGUGAGGCUGGGUUUACUGCGUGUGUGUGUGUGUGUGGUGUGUGUGCACGUUUUACUUUUGCAUGAAUCUGCUGUAUGACUGCUUACAUGUGAACGUAUAAUUUUUCUGCCAUGUCGACAUCCGGAACAUUGACUAGUUACUACGUCGAUUCCCUCAUUUUGCCCGAGAGCGAGGACCUCUCUGUGCCGAGAUACACCUCCGGUCCUGGGCUGCAGCAUUCCAGGCAGCCCGCCUCGAUUAGCGACCACAGCGAGCUCGGAACCUGCACCUUCCCGUCCAAACCUCCGGUAUUCGGGCCAUCGUGGAGUCACGUCCCUGCUCAGUUCCCAGGCACCGUUUCUUCUGUGUAUCACCAUUAUGGGCAUCCUCAAGGUCCGGUCGGUGCAGAUACAGAUGGCCGCUAUCAGUCAUGGCUGCUGGAGCCGAUGUCCGGUUCCCUGCCCAUGGCCGGAUUACCGACGAACCAUCACUACGGAAUCAAACCGGAGGGUCUUGCGACGCGAGCUGACGGCGCGCUGCCCGGCUCCCAUACGGCGCUGCUGCUCUCUGAUUACGCCAACGGGACGGUAGCGACGGCAUCACCGGUGGAAAAGGACACACUGUCCGGCCAAGGAGGGGACACGAGCGGAGAAAGUGAAGAGAAACCGGGCCUUGAUCCAAAUAACCCAGUGGCCAACUGGCUCCACGCGAGUGCCACGAGAAAAAAGCGCUGUCCGUACACCAAGCACCAGAUCCUGGAGCUGGAGAAAGAGUUCCUCUUUAACACCUACCUGACCAGGGACCGUAGGUACGAGGUGGCGAGGCAGUUAAACCUCACCGAGAGACAGGUUAAAAUCUGGUUCCAGAACCGCAGGAUGAAGAUGAAGAAGUUUAAUAAAGACGGCGCACCGAAAGAUAUUGACUGAACCGUAGAUAUACAGAAUUUAGCGAGCUUUGUGUGUGGAAGCUCUUAACCCUGCUGGACCUUGUUUUUAAACUCAUUGUCUUAUUGUUCUGUAUAACAGAAGCUGUUAGGCUUAUUUGUCUUGUAAAAAAAAGCAUGUUGGGCUUCAGUUUGAUGCGACUACCUUUAUAUUGCACAAUUUGAAGGGUGCACACUCGUUUUGUAUUUGUUCUUUUCUCUUGUUCAUUUUAUUAAUACCUCGUUAAAGUGUAUUAGUUGGCCUGGUCCCUUUGCUUGUUUGUGUAUGGAUGUUUCUAGCUGUGUGUGCUCUUGUUUGUAGUUAUAUUUGUUGUCUAUCUCAGAGUCCCCUGAGCGUAUAGUUUAUAAAAUGUAUUAAUUUAGCUGUUGUUUAUCCCUUACUGCUAGAACUAUGACUGAUGACCAUGAGUUUGAAUCUAACGUUGGACCCGUAUACCAGACCGAUGGCAUUUGGAAGUAGGUUCAUAAACCUCAUAAACCACUUGAAAAUGCUAAAACACUAAAUUAAAACAUGUAAUAGAAGCUAUAUCACACGACACGAUUGACUAGCUAGGUCUUUCAACUACCUACAAUAAUAUUAUUUUUUUCGAUUGCGGAUUAUAGAUUUGCUUGCAUUAGAUGCUGAACUAUGAAUUUCAGGGAGUAACGUUUUCAAAGUACAUAAUGUUUGUUAGUGAGAGGGAAAUAAAUAAAACACUGUAGGCUACUUAUUGAAUACCUCACGGUCUGCUG
Messenger RNA from Anarrhichthys ocellatus (wolf-eel), 4893 nucleotides. RefSeq names its product homeobox A9a (gene hoxa9a). Bases 3350 to 4144 code for a protein of 264 amino acids. NCBI's taxonomy places the organism in Eukaryota, Metazoa, Chordata, Actinopteri, Perciformes, Anarhichadidae. Gene Ontology annotation, cellular component: nucleus. The transcript is spliced from 2 exons. The record is from RefSeq and is a predicted model, not a curated record. Gene Ontology annotation, biological process: DNA-templated transcription; embryonic skeletal system morphogenesis; regulation of transcription by RNA polymerase II. Gene Ontology annotation, molecular function: DNA-binding transcription factor activity, RNA polymerase II-specific; RNA polymerase II cis-regulatory region sequence-specific DNA binding.